Messenger RNA from Xyrichtys novacula (pearly razorfish), 267 nucleotides. The record is from the annotation of a GenBank genome assembly. NCBI's taxonomy places the organism in Eukaryota, Metazoa, Chordata, Actinopteri, Labriformes, Labridae.
AUGACGUCAUUAAUGUACAGCCGGUCAACAGACGGAGAUGGACCACAUUUCCUCCAUCACCAGUUUCACAAGAAUUCCCAUCGACGUGCUCCUCAUCAGAGCUGCCAGAGAGGCAAUGAGGAGACCGGAGAACACAGUUUAACGCUCGCCACACUUCAGGUCUUAUGUUUCCCUAAGCCUUACUCAGAUUUCCACUUCAACACCGGCUUUAAUGCGUGCAAACGACUCCGGUUACUGUUUCAUUACCGGCCUGUAACUCUACAAUAA